This is a messenger RNA of Vigna angularis (adzuki bean), 1001 nucleotides long. RefSeq lists its product as uncharacterized. The transcript has a single exon. The record is from RefSeq and is a predicted model, not a curated record. Bases 138 to 920 code for a protein of 260 amino acids. Lineage: Eukaryota; Viridiplantae; Streptophyta; Magnoliopsida; Fabales; Fabaceae.
CAUAUAUAAACCCAAUCAUCCCCCUUCCCACCCUUCAACCAAAUAUCUGCAUCUCAAAAAACCUUCUCUAUAACGUUUCAGUUUUCUUACCAAACACCGCACAAAACUCAAAACGCAAACGUAGCACACUCACUAAAAUGCAAACCGUUUCGCACUCACUUACGCCCUCCGUGUUUAGGGAUUCUUCUCACGAGUUCGCCGAGUCUUCUGGAAAGUUCGAACACGAUUUCAUUGCAAAGCUCAAAAUCGACGAGCACAAAAACGAAGAAGAGCACAACGAAGGUGAGGUAGAACAACAAAACGAAGACGAAGAAGAGGACGAGGAGGAAUUUAGUUUCAUGCUUGUGAAUUCCGACGGAUCGCCGAUCUCCGCCGACGACGCCUUCGACAACGGCCAGAUUCGUCCGCUGUUUCCUAUUUUCAACCAGAAUCUUCUCUUCUCUGAUGAUUACGAUGGCGGCGUCCACCCUCCGCUAACUCUAUUCGUCGAACAUCCGGAAGAGUCGCUAUUGCCGUCGCCUUCGGCGACGGACAAACUUACGGCGGCUCCGCCGCCGGAGGGAUCGUACUGCGAAUGGAAUCCAAAGUCUGCAGUGAAGAGCAACUCCACGGGAUUCUCGAAGCUGUGGAGAUUCCGCGACGUGAAACUGCGAAGCAACAGCGACGGGAAGGACACGUUCGUGUUCUUGAACCACGCGCCGGCGGCGAAGCCAGCGGAGAAGGCGAGAAACGUGGUGGUGAAGAAGGUUGAGGUAAAGAAGGGGAAAACGACAGCGUCGUCUGCGCACGAGAAACAUUAUGUGAUGAACAGAGCAAGGAAAGAGAACGAUAAACGCAAGUCCUACUUACCGUACCGGCAAGAUCUGUUCGGGUUCUUCGCCAAUUCCCACGGAUUGAGCAGGAAUGUUCAUCCUUACUGAGAAUAAUUUUUUUCUCUUCUCAUUGAUUCAAAAAUUUUAUUGAUUUGUACGUAAAUAAUUGUUUGAAGUUCUCCAACCUAA